Molecule: messenger RNA, 2100 nt
Organism: Nicotiana tabacum (common tobacco)
Lineage: Eukaryota; Viridiplantae; Streptophyta; Magnoliopsida; Solanales; Solanaceae
Source: RefSeq, a predicted model, not a curated record
ACCCCACUAUCUUCGCUGUUAUGUCAAAACCCCCAAAAUUCUCUAGAUUUUCUCCAUUAUCAUACCCACAAACACCAAAUGGAAUCUUCUCGAAUCGACGAUGAAGACGGCGACCUUUUAGCUUCUACUUCCAAUACCUCCAGUCGUCGGAAUUUCCACUGUUACAGUGAAAAAUUCGCUUUCAACUCCGAUUCCGAUUCCGACGACGGCGAAAAUGUCAAUACACUCGGCGGUUCCGGCCGUAAAUUUAGCUUAGACGAGACGGAGCGAACUCCAAGAUUAUUUGACCGAUUCUACGGCACUUCAUCUUCCGAUGACGAAGAUUUCAGCUCCGGUUCAGGUCAAAAUGGCGCCGUUCGUAAACGACUUGAUUAUAUGAUUCAAUUCCUCGACCGUAAGCUUUCUUCGGAAACAGCUGCUACUUCUGACGGUAAUACUAACGGCAAGAGCCAGUCACAGGGCUUACCUGAGUUUGUAGGUAAAGGUGGCGGUACCGGCAUUUUCAAGUUGCCGGUGCGUGCCGCAGUGCAUCCUGAUCGGCCGCCGUCAUUGGAAUUACGGCCGCAUCCGUUGAGAGAAAGGCAAAUCGGGCGAUUUUUGCGGACUGUACUGUGUAAUGGAUCUCAGCUAUGGGCCGGGUCGGAGCGUGGAGUUCGGGUAUGGAAUUUGUCGGAUAUAUAUGAGGCUGCUGCUGAAGAAGAAGAAGAUGAAGAUGAGGACUUCGAGGAUGCUGCACCUUUUGUGGAGUCUGUUAGCGUUUCCCCAACAUUUUGCCUUGUUGAAGAUGCUGGGAAUAGGUUGAUGUGGAGUGGACACAAAGAUGGUAAAAUCAGGUGUUGGAAAAUGGACAGUGAAAUUAGCAGUAGAGAGAAAGGUGCUGCUUGUGGAAGAGCUGCUUUGAAAGAAGUGCUGACGUGGCAGGCUCAUCGCGGUCCAGUUCUUUCCAUGAUCAUGACUUCCUAUGGCGAUCUAUGGUCUGGUUCUGAGGGUGGUUCCAUCAAGAUCUGGCCGUGGGAAGGAAUUGAGAAAUCGCUUGCUCUGAUAGAAGAGGAAAGGCACAUGGCUGCUUUGUCUAUAGAGAGGUCAUACGUGGAUCUGAAGAGCCAAGUUAUACAAAAUGGCACAUGCAAUAGCAUAUUUUCUGUCGAUGUCAAAUAUAUGAUCUCUGAUCACUCUGGAGCAAAAAUUUGGACGACUGGUUAUGUGUCAUUUGCACUUUGGGAUGCGCGGACGAGAGAGUUACUGAAAACUUUUAACACAGAUGGUCAGGUUGAAAAUACACUAGCAGCACAAGAUCCUGUAAUUGAAGAUGAAAUGAGGAUGAAAAUAGUGUCCAGUUCGAAAAAGGACAAGUCUCAAAGUUCUAUCAGCUUCUUUCAGCGUUCACGCAAUGCUAUCUUGGGAGCAGCGGAUGCUGUUCGUAGGGUUGCGACAAAAGGAGGAUUUGGAGAAGAGAAUCGGAGAACUGAAGCAUUGAUCAUUACGGCUGAUGGAAUGAUUUGGAGUGGAUGUGCAAAUGGAUUACUUGUCCAAUGGGAUAUAAACGGCAAUCGGUUGCAAGAAAUCCAGUAUCACGCAUUCUCUGUUCAAUGCUUAUGCACAUAUGGGUUACGAAUUUGGGUGGGUUAUGCUAGUGGUUAUAUUCAGGUGUUGGAUCUUAGUGGUAAUCUACUUGGAGGAUGGAUGGCUCAUAGUUGUCCUGUAAUAGAUUUGUCGGUGGGUGGAGGUUAUGUUUUCACUUUGGCUAAUCAUGGUGGUAUACGCGGUUGGAGUGUGAUAUCUCCUGCACCAGUGGAUGGUAUUUUGCGCUCAGAGUUAGCUAGCAAGGAAUUUUUGUAUACCAGGCUCGAGAAUUUAAAAAUAUUGGCUGGUACAUGGAAUGUUGGACAAGGAAGAGCUUCUCCCGAUUCACUUAUAUCAUGGCUAGGUUCUGCAGCAGCAGAUGUUGGCAUCAUUGUUGUUGGCUUGCAGGAGGUGGACAUGGGUGCUGGUUUUCUUGCUAUGGCUGCUGCUAAAGAAACAGUAAGAUUCCUUUUCUUUUUCCCCUUUUCUCUCCAACCCGAGCGACCUCUCUUCGGUCUCUAGACUGGUGUUGCUUUC